GAAGAGGUGGUCCAAAGCCACAAAGAAGGAGAGGAAAGAGCUAGUGAUUUCUGAGGUGGUCAGGACAGAGGAGGAGAACUACCAGAUCAAAGCCCUUAGCCAAAGUCAGCAAGGACGCUGGACGACCUGGGAGGGAGUAAUAAGCAGGACCGUAGGGUGGGCUGACAUGUGGAGAAUCCCCCAAGCCAGGCUGAGCUUCCUCAUAAGGUCCACAUAUGACACCCUCCCAAGCCCCAGCAACCUCUGUCUGUGGUAUGGCUCAGAGGAGUGCUGCCAGCUUUGUAAUGCCCCAAAUCCUAAUCUGCAGCACAUUCUAUCAAGCUGCAAAACAGCACUAACCCAGGGUCGGUAUAGGUGGCGCCACGACCGUGUCCUGCGGAAGCUGGCAGAGAUCCUGGAGGUGCGCAGGGCGGAAUCAGCCAGGGAACGCCGACCACUAAAAUUAAGACGGCCGAUCCACUUUGUCAGAGAGGGAGGAGGGGCCACCAAAAUCACGCAGCCACAGAGAUCAGCCCUGGCAGGCAGUUGCGAUUGGAACCUGAGAGUGGACCUCGAUCGGCAGCUCAGGUUCCCAACAGAGAUCACCACAACCAACCUCCGACCAGACAUCAUUCUCUGGUCCGCCACAACCCGGGCAGUAAUUUUGGCAGAGCUUACUGUCCCGUGGGAGGGAGGAAUGGAGGCAGCCCAUGAGAGGAAGAAAGAUCGCUACCUCGACCUUACAGCCGAAUGCAGAGAGGCUGGGUGGUCAGCUGUCAGCUACCCGGUGGAAGUCGGCUGUAGGGGGUUCGUGGGAACAUCCACCCAGCGUUUCCUGAAGAGCAUGGGAGUCACCGGCCCCAAACUCAGAAAUGCUAUGAAAGUCCUUGCCGAGGAGGCCGAGCAGGGAAGCUUUUGGCUUUGGUUAAGAAGGAAGGAUCAGGCGUGGGGAAAACAAGGGUCCUAGGGUUAGCUGCAGGGGGCAGCAGGGAGACGUCCCUGCUGCCGCUCCACCACCGUGAGAUGUUCCGGGAUUAAUGGAGCGAAACAUCAAU
Pimephales promelas (fathead minnow) is the source of this 1034-nucleotide messenger RNA. The record is from RefSeq and is a predicted model, not a curated record. Lineage: Eukaryota; Metazoa; Chordata; Actinopteri; Cypriniformes; Leuciscidae.